AUGGGGGAAGCGGACCCCGGCGAGCGGCGGGCGGCGGCGGUGGGCCCGGGGGCGGGCGAGGCGCUGCAGAAGCCGCCCUACUCCUACGUGGCGCUGAUCGCCAUGGCCAUCCGGGCCAGCCCCGAGCAGCGGCUGCCCCUCAGCGGCAUCUACGCCUACAUCGCGGGGCGCUUCCCCUACUACCGCGGCGGCCCCAAGGGCUGGCAGAACAGCGUCCGCCACAACCUCAGCCUCAACCCCUGCUUCCGCCGCCUGCCCCGCCGCGCCGGCCCCGCCGCCCCCCGCCGCGGCGGCGACUGGGCGCUGGACCCCGCCUUCCAGGACAUGUUCCCGGGGGGCGACUACCGCCGCCGCCGCCGCCCGCGCCGCCGCGCCCCCCCGCCGCCGCCCCCCGCGCCGCCGCCCGCCGCCGCGCCCUGGCCGCUGCCGCUGCCUCCGCCGCCGCUGCCCGGCGGCCCCGCCGGCUGCCCGCACGGUCCCUGCGCGGCGCUGGCGCUGCCGCUGCCCCGCGGGUGCCGCUGCCCCGAGCUGCCCGCCUGGGGCCCGCCCGGCUGCCUGGGGCCGCCGCAGGGGCUGCCCGCCUGGCCGCUGCCCGGCGGCGCCGGGGCGAGGGCGGCUCUGCGCCCCGCCGACCCGGGCCUGGGGGUGACCUGCGACUGGGGGGCGAAGCUGCCCUCCUCCCUUAAAUAA
Messenger RNA from Gavia stellata (red-throated loon), 690 nucleotides. RefSeq names its product forkhead box protein E3-like. The record is from RefSeq and is a predicted model, not a curated record. The transcript has a single exon. NCBI's taxonomy places the organism in Eukaryota, Metazoa, Chordata, Aves, Gaviiformes, Gaviidae. Gene Ontology annotation, molecular function: DNA-binding transcription factor activity, RNA polymerase II-specific; RNA polymerase II cis-regulatory region sequence-specific DNA binding. The coding region runs from base 1 to 690 and encodes 229 amino acids. Gene Ontology annotation, biological process: anatomical structure morphogenesis; cell differentiation; regulation of transcription by RNA polymerase II.